Orbicella faveolata is the source of this 1451-nucleotide messenger RNA. RefSeq lists its product as uncharacterized. The record is from RefSeq and is a predicted model, not a curated record. Gene Ontology annotation, molecular function: metal ion binding; RNA binding. NCBI's taxonomy places the organism in Eukaryota, Metazoa, Cnidaria, Anthozoa, Scleractinia, Merulinidae. Gene Ontology annotation, cellular component: precatalytic spliceosome.
CCGCCAUAAUUGAAUUGAGGACUACACAAAUUUCCUUCCCUGAGAUAAGAAGAGAAAAUCGAAGUAUGUUUUGGUGUUAGCUGUCGGACAGUUUUGUUUCACAUCCAUUUGUGGUUAACAUUGAUCCAAUGGACCCCAAACACAGUCAUGAGUCAGUCAAAGGUGAUAACACUCUCGAAAGUGUAUUACUGUCAAACACCAUGGAGGAAAGAUCCUGUCUUGUUCCAGCAGAGGGCUCUACUUCUAUUUCAGAUGUAAAGGAUUGUACUUUGGUUGAAAGGGUUCAAGAUAUAGCAUUAGACCAUGGAGGUGUUAAAACUGAGUGGACAGCUUCAACUGCAAGCAUUCAUUUAACAGCAAAUGUGCACAACAAGGCUGGUAUAUUUGAAGAAGAAGAGGAGGGGGAACUUGAUUACGAGGAAGAUGAGGGAGAAUUAGUGACAGCACAAGAAGAUAGAAAUGGAGUUAAAAACGACAUGGAGGGUGAUGAUAAGGAGGAAGGUGAGCUGGCAGAACCUGAACAAGACGAAGAAGGUGAAGAAGGAGAAAUCCUCUCAGAUGAAGAUACUAAGGUAUAUUUCACAUGAUGAACUAAUAUAUUUCAAUUGAUAAAAUCCUGUUAUUAAGUCUUGGAUUUAGAUUUGUCCAAAAUUCAGUCUUAGCGGGCUUUUUAUGUCUAUUAUCUUGUCAUUAAAGGUUUCCUGCAACAUACAGUGAAACAUGUGUAAAAAUUAUAGUCUGUUUUUGAUGAUUCUAAUAUCAUUUUCUAAGGCAAGCAGUGAUUGUAUCAAGAUGGUACAAGAAUUUAAUAUGUAAAUGAUUGAAAAUGUAAGACAUUUACCUCUACCCGAGUAUGUGUUAUGUAGCCUGCAUAGCAAACAUUCGGACCAUAGAAACAAAAGAUCUGGCUGUGCGAUCUUGUCAGCAUACUCUGCAAUACUGAUUUUUCACAGUUGAGUUCAUUUAUUGAUUGACAGUUUGUUUCCAGGCAUUAAAACAGCACUGGUAUAAAAUUAGUAGAAAGUGAAAAUACAGGAAGUGCAGUGUUGGAAAUUAGCACUCGCCCGCUCGCCAAAUGCAAGUGUGAAAAGUGUUAGGGGAGUACAAAUCAUCUAUCACUCGCCUGUUCGGCUGCUAUUUUCAUUUUUGGGAAGUUAUUUCAGCGUAAAUAUUGAUAACACUCCUAGUCCUUUUGAUUCAAUUUUAGCAAGAAUAUCUUUCAAUGAAAACUUAUCUUUCAAGAUGCCUAAAUAAUUUGUCAAUAAUAUAUGUAGCUAAUAAUACAGAACUUGGCAUUUCCUAGAUAGACAAAACGAAAUACAGCUUCUUCCAGUGAUAAUUUACAAAUGCUAUGUUCUGUAUUAUUAGCUACGAAGCAGGCUUCUAGCCAGGAUUUGAAAAGUGGGCAUCCAAAUUGUGCCAUAGGGCAUGCUCAAAUGAACAAUUUAUAA